Pelodiscus sinensis (Chinese soft-shelled turtle) is the source of this 2809-nucleotide messenger RNA. NCBI's taxonomy places the organism in Eukaryota, Metazoa, Chordata, Testudines, Trionychidae. The record is from RefSeq and is a predicted model, not a curated record.
CAUGCAGACGGGUCGCUCCCCCUGUGCCAAGGCAGCUGCCUUGUGCCACGGGGGCGGGGACUGAAGCACCUGAGGGUGAAUUUACCUGAUCAGUGGCUGUGGGCCUGGCGUGGGCUCCGUGCCCCUCCCAGAGCUGGGGGUGCUGAUCGUUUUCUCUCCCCAGGGAUCCGCUGCUGGGACAUCGACCUCGCCUCCUGCAACCUAGACGAGCAGCUGAAGCUCUUUGUGUCGCGCCACUCGGCCACCUUCUCCAGCAUCGUGAAAGGUCAGCGGACCCUCCACCACCGGGGAGAUGUCCUGGAGACCCUGGUGCUGCUCAACCCGUCGGAUAAGUCCCUGUGUGACGAGCUGCGGAACCUGAUCACGGACGUGUCCCAGCACAAGCUGCUGGUGUUCGCUGGCCCCUGCGUGGAGGAGACGGGGGAGCUGAUGCUGCAGACCGGCUGGGUCUCUCUGCGGGGCAAAGGGGAAGGUCUCAGCUCGGAGACUCACCUGGGCGACGGGGAAGCGAUGGGCCCAGCGAUGCUGCGGUGCCGUGGGACAGCAGCCUUCCCUGUGCUGGUGAAUGAGGGCGCUGGUGCGGCACCUGGACCGGAUCGACUCCGUCCUGGUGACGACCUGCUGGAGCCCCCGACCAUGGUGGGCUUCCUGAAGCUCUCCAAGCCCUGCUGCUACGUCUUCCCGGGCGGGAGAGGGGACGCGGCCUUCUUUGCCGUCAACGGCUUCAACGUCCUGGUGAACGGGGGCUCCAACCCCAAAUCCUCUUUCUGGAAGCUGGUGCGGCACCUGGACCGGAUCGACUCCGUCCUGGUGACCCACGUCGGCACCGACAGCCUGCCAGGGGGGAAGGUGGCCGAGCUGGAGGAGGAGCCUUCCUCGCAGGGCUCUCAGAGCAACGGGGACUGGGUGAAGAACCUCAUCUCCCCCGAGCUGGGAGUCGUGUUCCUCAACGCCUCCGAGAAGCUGAAGGACAUCGAGGGUGACUCCCGGGUGCUGAAGAGCUGCGACGAAGCCAGCCUGACCCUGCGCUACCUGGAGAAGCUGGGCAUCCGACCCAGCCCGCUCUGCGGGGACGGUGGCGCCAAGGUGGAGCCCAUGGUGCUGUUCCAGAAGAUGGGCGUGGGCAGGCUGGACAUGUACGUGCUCAACCCGGUGCGGGGCAGCAAGGAGCUGGAGUUCCUGCUGCAGCACUGGCCGGCGCUGCCCCUGCAGUGCCUGACCUCCGUCUGCGCCCUGCUGGUCUGGCAUCCCGCCAGCCCCCUGGAGAAGAUCAUCCGGGUUCUGUUCCCGGGCUGCACCCCACAGGGCAGGGUCCUGGAGGGGCUGGAGAAGGUGAAGCACCUGGAGUUCCUGAAGCGCCCGGUGGUCACGGAGAAGGACUUGAAGGGCCUGGCCACCCCCCGAGCGGAGAAGCAACUGGCGCAGAAGAGGGCAGAAAGCAAGGAGAGCCUCAAGUCGGCCUCCAAGGAGAGCCUCCGGUCGGCCUCCAAGCUGAGCCUGGCGGAUGCUGUGUCCCCGGCUCCCAAGGAGAAAGCCCUCAAGGCGGAGAAGAGGGAGGCGAAGCCAGCGCCCAAGGAAAAGGCCAGAGGGCUGGGGGAGGGGGUCAAGGCGGGGCCGGAGGAGGAGAGGGCCAAGGAGACCAGAGCCAAGCCGGACCCUUCCGGUGAGAAGCUCAAACGGGACGGGAGGCCCAAGCUGAGCAAGGAGAAAGCCGUGUCCAAGGAGGAGAGGCCCCUGAGGAAGGAGGACAGUGCGGAGGGGAAGGCUGGGAAGAGGGAGGGGAGAGUGGAGCUGCCGCGGAAGGAUGCCGCUGAGGGGAAGGCCACCAAGACGCCUGCCCGCAAACCGCCUGGGCCAGAGCCCCGCAAGCUGGCCCCCAGUGCAGGCAGCCUGAAGAAACCCCCUCUCAAGAAGGAAGCGGACAGGCCCAAGGCCAAGGGGGCCAAGGAGGCAGGGGCGGCCGGCAAGAAGCCCCCGGGGCCCGAGGCUGCGGCCGGCCCUUGCCGGGGACCGGGGAGACGACCCCGGAGGGCCAGCUGCCGGCACGGCGUUCCUGGCUGGAGCCCGGGCCCUGCCCUGAGUCUCCCAUCUCGCCUUGUCAUUCCAGGCUCCAAGGCUGCUCCCGGGCCACCCAUCUACCUGGACCUGGCCUACAUCCCCAGCUCCUGGAGCGCUAGGACGGUGGACGAGGAGUUCUUCCGGCGGGUCCGCUCCCUCUGCUACGUCAUCAGCGGGGACGACCACAUCAAGGAGGGCGUCAUGCGCCCCAUCCUGGAUGCGCUGCUGGCUGGCAAACACCAGUGGGCGAGUGAUGUCCAGGUGACCCUGAUCCCGACCUUCGACUCGCUAGUGAUGCACGAGUGGUACCAGGAAACCCACGACCGCCAGCAGGAGCUGGGCAUCACGGUGCUGGGCAGCAACAGCACGGUGGCCAUGCAGGACGAGACCUUCCCGGCGUGCAAAGUGGAGUUCUGAAGGCAGCCUGCAGCCAGGCCCUCGCACGUCGCACCCAAGGGCGAGGGCUCCCCCUGCAGGACCGGCUGAGGCCACGCUGGCCACGCGUGAUGGGAAGAGGCCCUCUGUGGCCAGCUCCCUGCAGCGGGACAGGACUUUCUCUGGACAGGGUCACACUGAACGUGGUCUCUCCCGUCCUGUGCGCCACACGCGCUCACCAGCUGGCUGUUGCAUGCACACAGGGCCCGGUCUCUUGCUGUGUGUCCCUACGGGGAGGGGGUCUGGCUCCUGGAUUGGCAGCAUCUGGCUGAGGCGUGGAGUUGGGUUCUGUGUCUCGUCCAGUGGAGCUGGUGUG